Arachis duranensis is the source of this 681-nucleotide messenger RNA. RefSeq lists its product as uncharacterized. The record is from RefSeq and is a predicted model, not a curated record. The coding region runs from base 1 to 681 and encodes 226 amino acids. Lineage: Eukaryota; Viridiplantae; Streptophyta; Magnoliopsida; Fabales; Fabaceae. The transcript has a single exon.
AUGUCCUCAAAGGAUUUUUUCAAAGCAAGAACUAUACUGGCUCCCACACUAGACAUCGUUGAAGAGGUCAACAACCAUCUGAUGGCUAUCAUUCCUGGAGGGGAAAAAUUAUAUCUUAGUUCGAAUUCCAUUUGUAUGGAUGAAGGGAAUAUGGAGAGUCAACUAGAUCUCUAUGGUCUUGAAUUACUGAAUAGUAUAAAUUAUUCUGGUUUGUCUCCACAUAAAUUAAUACUCAAGGUUGGUGUUCUGGUGAUUUUACCAAGGAAUAUUGACCAAUCCAGUGGUCUUUGUAAUGGUACAAGGCUACAAGUUAAGAAGCUUGAAAAUCCUGUCAUAGAAUGUGAAGUCUUAACGGGUAACAAUGUUGGUCAUAUUACUUUGAUUUCAAGAAUGAAUAUGGUACCAACAAAUGAAACCGUCCCAGUUAGAUUCCAACGAAGACAGUUUCCCAUAAUAGUAUCAUUUGCCAUGACAAUUAAUAAGUCUCAGGAACAAACUUUAUCUCAUAUUGGAUUAUACUUGCCCAGACCAGUUUUUACACAUGGCCAACUAUAUGUGGCACUUUCAAGAGUUAAGAGUAAGAGAGGUUUAAAAGUUUUACUUAUGAAUCACGUAGGAAUGUCUGCAAAUUCAACCAUCAAUGUUGUUUAUAGAGAAGUCUUUGAAAAAAUAGUAUUCUAA